This is a messenger RNA of Poecile atricapillus (Black-capped chickadee), 937 nucleotides long. It is a transcript of the gene NXPH3, whose product is annotated as neurexophilin 3. Gene Ontology annotation, molecular function: signaling receptor binding. Bases 1 to 891 code for a protein of 296 amino acids. The record is from RefSeq and is a predicted model, not a curated record. NCBI's taxonomy places the organism in Eukaryota, Metazoa, Chordata, Aves, Passeriformes, Paridae. The transcript has 3 exons.
AUGCCGGGAGCCGCUCGGCUGGGGGACCCCCCCUUCCCCUCGCUGACGCCGGAGGAGAAGGGAGGGAAAGACGGAAAAAGGAGGAAAAUCCCAGCGAAACCCUCCCCAAACCGGAGCCACGGAGAAGGCGGCGGCGCCGGCUGGAAAAUGCAUCUUCCUCGGAGCUGCGUCCUCCUCCUCCUCCAGGGCAGCAUCGCGCUGCUGGUGCUGUGCGCUCCAGAGGAAUCCGGGACGGGCGCGGAUCCAGGUGAGCCCCGGGGCCGCGGCGGAGCCCCGGGACCGGAGCUGCGGGAGCUGCUCCCCCCAAAGCCCCUCCCGAGCCCCGGCCCGGCCCCGCCGCGGAACCGGAGCCUCCCGGGGCUGGCCCGCGGCUCCCGGGGGCUCCGCGGGCUCCUGGAGAAGCGGCCGGGCCGGGAGCCGAGGAAGCUUUUCGGCUGGGGCGAGUUCUACUCCAACAUCAAGACGGUGAAGCUGAACCUGCUGAUCACGGGCAAGGUCGUGGAUCACGGCAACGGCAGCGUCAACGUCUUCUUCCAGCACAACUCCACGGGCCACGGCAACAUCUCGGUCAGCCUCGUGCCCCCCACCAAGGCCGUGCAGUUCGACCUGGAGCAGCAAAUCUUCAUCGAGGCCAAGGAGUCCAAGGUGUUCAAUUGCCGCGUGGAGUCGGAGCGGGUGGCCCGGGCCAGGAAAACGUCGCUGUGCACCUUCGACCCGGCCAAGACGUGUUCGCAGGAGCACACGCAGAGCCGGGCGGCCUGGCUGUGCUCGCAGCCCUUCGGGGCCGUGUGUGUGUACAUCACCUUCUACAGCAGCGAUUACCGCCUGGUGCAGCGCGUCUGCCCCGACAUCAACAGCCGAGCCCGCCCGGCCGCCUUCCCCUCGGGAUGAGCCCCGCCACAGCUCCCCCGCAGCUCCCGGGGCCGCCACUCCCGGG